AUGGAAGCCUGGCUGCUGAGUGUCAUCCUGGGCAUUUUCACAGUGAUCCAGGCACAGGUGGAGGCGGCCAUGGUGGAACUAGAUAGGCAUAAGCUUAUAGGAUUCUGGCGGGAGGUUGGUGUGGCCUCUGACCAAAACCUGGCGCUGAAGUCCCCGAAAAGGGUGGAGGGCUUGUUUCUUACUGUGAGCGGGAGUUAUCUGACCGUGAAGAUUGCAUAUAACAACUCAGGAAGCUGUGAGACAGAAAAAAUAGUGGGCUCAGAAAUAAACGUUUCAGGGAAAUUUGCUUUUCCUGGCCACAGAGAGAUCCAAGUGCUUGACACGGACUAUGAGGGUUACGCCAUCCUGAAGGUGUCCCUGCUCUGGCAGGGCAGGGAAUUCUACGUGGUCAAGUAUUUCACUCGGAGCCUGGAGGAGGAUUACCACCUGGGAUUCUGGAAGUUUCGAGAGAUGACAGCAGACACUGGCCUCUACCUGGCUGCCCGGCAUGGGAGGUGUGCUGAGCUCCUGAAGCAGAGGCUGGGACAGUCACCCCAUUUC
Messenger RNA from Otolemur garnettii (small-eared galago), 540 nucleotides. It is a transcript of the gene LCN8, whose product is annotated as lipocalin 8. The annotation marks the transcript as partial. The record is from RefSeq and is a predicted model, not a curated record. NCBI's taxonomy places the organism in Eukaryota, Metazoa, Chordata, Mammalia, Primates, Galagidae. The transcript has 7 exons. Gene Ontology annotation, molecular function: small molecule binding.